UUCAGUCUCUUGCCGUCAGGGGGCAGCAGAACCCCAAACCACCCACUGUGGCGAAGUAAGCAAAUCGAAACUCCUCAAUGAGUUCACCUUCAGAUAAAUAGUUUGUCCCCCUUUCUCCGUGGUCUUAUUUUAUUUCUGUCGUGUCCUGUCAAAAUGAACGGCUCUCUGCACUCCUCAUCCGGCGUGGUGAACAUAAAACUGAAGCGAGGACCGGCAGGCUUGGGAUUCAAUAUAGUCGGGGGCGCGGACCAGCAGUAUGUUGUAAAUGACAGCGGCAUAUACGUGUCCAAAAUAAAAGAGGAUGGAGCUGCAGGGUUGGAUGGAAGACUCCAAGAGGGGGAUAAAAUCCUGGCGAUCAAUGGAAUCAAGCUUGAGGGCCGAACACACAAAAGCGCAGUGGAUCUGUUCCGAACAGCAGGGGAUGACGUGGAGCUCCGUGUUCUGAAAAAGGUGCCCCAUCACAUGAACGGACCCACGGGCUCGCCACCCGAUCGCGAAUCUUCCGUGUCUUCUCUGGGAAUAAUGGCUGUUGUAGCGGGAGCUGCGGCCAUCUUUACAUUCAUUUACGUGCGGCACCUUAGGAAGCAGUUUUAACCAAGCCGACGUCUGCAUGUUAUUUUUAAGAACAAAAACUUUGCUACAGGCCAAAGAAGUGAAAGAGGGAACAAACUCGAAACAGUAGACUUUAUUUUCGUGAUUAGCAGGUGUUGGUGUCACUGAUGAGUUUCUCUGUGUUCAUGUGUAUUAUGUGAUUAUGGUAGCUUCUUGACACCCUUCCUUUGCAAAAAGGGAUGCUCUCUUACCACAGAGGUUACUUUUAAUAGAUAACUUUGUGAUUGUAAGGAGAAGAACGUACAUUUGACAUUCCUGCUGCCGAGCCGAGCCGGGCUGAGCUCAGGCAGAAACAAACAGCUGGCUGUGCACAGACUUUGUAUAUGCAGAAACCCUUUAAAUCCUUCAAGUCAGACUGACACAAUCUCCAGGGUCCUUUUGCAAACUGAAAGACGAUGUUGUGUUCAGCCACUCGUGGGCCUCGCUGCACCUCCAUCACUGAAUGGCAUUUCUGUCUGAGGGGCAACAUGAGGGGGGAGCUCACCGUGUUUCAGUUUGUCACUGUUCAAAAUUCAUUCGACUGGGUUUGGUUUUCAUGUUGCGUUGUUGCACAGAGUAAUGAGAAGAGCGGCAUCCUGUCGCGGGAUUGGAGAAAGCCUGCAGUUAAUGUGAUAAGUUGUGUAAUGGACUAUAGAGUGCCUUUUCUGUCUGUUCCAAGGGAUGGUGGUGGUGUUUGGUUCUUGCUGCUUAUUGGGAUCCAAAUGAAAGUGAACCCACGCGGUCCAUUGAUAAAUUAAAUUAAAAGAUGUGGAUUCCGAUUUUGCAAAUUUUUCUUAUUGUCAAUGAGCCCCGUUUAAAAGGGGGAAAAAAAAGCCUCAAACCAACAAUGAGUUAGUCCAUCUCUCAGUACUUUAUGACUCGACUCCUCCUGCCACAAGCCUGUUGGUUCAACAUGUACAUCUUCACCUCAAUGUCUCUGGAGCUUCCAGGCUACUGUAGGUUUUGGGUGUGUUUGUCCGGGACUGUUUUCAGCUGCGGAUUAAUACGCAUCCGGGCCUGUCGUCAGCGUUCCUGUGACCUGGGCAGCGUGAAUGUGAUGGACUCAAAAUGAACUGCAGUGUGUUCAUACUGAUGAAGGCACAUGUCACCCAGUGCAGUGCUGUCGCUUUCGGACAACGCUGGCGCCCUGUGGCACUUGGGGAUGAGAUGUAUCAGGCCGUACUUGUCAGUAAAGCUGAUUCAUUGUUGGUUUUUGGUCUUUUAAUAGAUCACCUGUUGAUACAGUUGAUCACCAGACUUAUCUCUUCAAAACAAAAGUACACUAGUUCAAAGUAUCGCUGAGUCGUUUCUCUUUUCUUUUUUUUUUAUCAUGAGUUUAUUAUGAAGUGUGUCACAUUGUCACUCGGGGUGAGCCGUUACAUCCGUGUCUUACAAACAGAUCAUUCCUGGAAUAUGUAACGUGGUUGGCAGCUCGCGUCUUAAAGCUCUGUCAUAGCUGGAGAGCCGCUGAUAGACUCUGACACGUUUGUGUGUUUGUGUGUCACGGCCAUUUUUAUGUAAGCACAUCACACCUUCUGCUAAGUGUGCUAAGUGUGGGGUGAAUAUGAAUUAUGGAGCCCGUUGUGAUUGGGGACACGAGUUGUUCAUUUAUGUGAAGGAUCAACAGCUUGAUGCCGAAAAGCAGUUUGAGUCAGUUCAUGUUAAAGGGGAGGGUUUUUUUGUUUGUUUGUUUUUUUUUAAAGAAACUGAGUAGCUGUCAACAGCUGUCAACACGUUUGUUUUUUGUUUUGCACUAGCCACAAUCAUGGAGCUCCUCCAGUAAUGGUAAUCAAGAAGAUGAAUAAGUGAACUGUGGGUGUGUUUGUCCACGUUUGUCAGACUGCAGUGCGUCUAUCAAGCAUUUGUACCUGACUGUAUGUGGCUCUUGUUGUCUGUAAAUACAUUUCAUGUCGCUCUGCUGAGUGGGAUUGUGAAUGUGUGCAGUUAUGCCCGAAAAGUCGACCAGAAGCACUAAUAAAUUAUGCAAAUGCUGUGUCUCACAUCCGA
Molecule: messenger RNA, 2598 nt
Organism: Scatophagus argus
Lineage: Eukaryota; Metazoa; Chordata; Actinopteri; Scatophagidae
Gene: synj2bp
Product: synaptojanin 2 binding protein
Exons: 4
Coding region: 154-594 (146 amino acids)
Molecular function (GO): protein binding
Source: RefSeq, a predicted model, not a curated record